This is a messenger RNA of Cooperia oncophora, 276 nucleotides long. NCBI's taxonomy places the organism in Eukaryota, Metazoa, Nematoda, Chromadorea, Rhabditida, Trichostrongylidae. The record is from the annotation of a GenBank genome assembly.
AUGGGAGUGAAGCAAGAUCUCGUUAGUAUUGCACACUAUUGCGAUCGCAAUCCAGAGGAGUCGGGGGUAUGCUUUUUCACAAACUCAGGAUCUGAGGCGAACGAUCUUGCUCUGACUCUGGCCCGAGUUCAUACAGGUCGAUUCGAUUUGCUGUCUAUGCGUAAUGGAUAUCACGGUAUGACGCAGGCUGUAAUUGGAGCGACAAAUAUUGGAACUUGGAAACAGCCAAUGCCAUCAGGUUUCGGCGUUCUGAAGGCGAUGGCAGCCGAUCCGUAG